Orbilia oligospora ATCC 24927 is the source of this 1461-nucleotide messenger RNA. RefSeq lists its product as uncharacterized. Gene Ontology annotation, molecular function: dipeptidase activity. Lineage: Eukaryota; Fungi; Ascomycota; Orbiliomycetes; Orbiliales; Orbiliaceae. The record is from RefSeq and is a predicted model, not a curated record. The coding region runs from base 1 to 1461 and encodes 486 amino acids. The transcript is spliced from 4 exons.
AUGAAGAUAGAUACAAAAGCUAUCAUUGAGCGGACAAUCGAGAUUCAUCGGACAAAUAUCAAACAUAUCAACGAUGGGAUAUGGAGCCAUCCUGAACCCGCUUGGAAAGAGAAAACAGCGCACGAUUUAGUAUGUGACUACUUCGAGUCUUUAGGACCGGACUACAAGGUGACAAGGCAUGCGUACAACAUCGAAACCAGCUUCCUCAUUCAGGCGACAUAUAUACCACCCAUAGCUUUUAGUUCUAGCGAAGCAUCUUGCCUCAAUCCUCCAACGAUAGCAUUUAACGCUGAAUAUGAUGCCCUAGCCAAGAUACUUGUCGAAGGCUCCAGUCCACCAGAAUACAAACCUGGCCAUGCUUGCGGACAUAACCUAAUUUGUUCAGCCUCUGUCGCUGCGUUCAUUGCCACCUGGGAAGCUCUUAGAGCAUGGAAUUUCCCUGGUACUGUGAAGCUUAUUGGGACCCCCGCUGAAGAAGGAGGUGGAGGGAAAAUCAAACUCUUGAGGGCAGGGGCAUAUAUUGGCGUAGACGCCUGUCUAAUGGCUCAUCCAGGCCCACCUUUCUCUGACCCAAACGUAGUCUCGGUGGCGUUUACAAGAAGCACCGCUUCUCAAAAAGUUAUAGCUGAAUUUGUAGGUGUAUCCGCGCAUGCAGGGAUGGCACCUUGGCUUGGGCGCAACGCCCUCGACGCUUGUAUCACAUCCUACACAAAUGUUUCAGCGCUUCGUCAACAGCUACACCCAUCGACUAGAGUCGCUGGAAUCAUUACCCAUGGCGGAACCGCGGCCAACAUAAUCCCAGAUUACGCUCGAGCAGAAUACACUAUCCGUGCCACAAAAAAAAAAGAUCUCGAAGACCUUUGCAAAAAGAUAGUAAAAUGCUUUCAGGCUGGGGCAGAUGCGAUGGGUUGCACUGUGAAAGCAGACGACAAACGGUUAGCUUACUGGGAUAUUAUUUCCAACGAAGUUCUCUGCAACCAAUUCACGGAUUGGAUGAACGCCUUCUCUCUCAAGACAGUGUACCACCUUCCAGAGAUCUCCGAUGAUCCUGGCCCUGCGUCAGAUCAAGGGAAUGUCUCUUAUUCUGUACCCGCAAUGCAAGCUGCGUUCCAAAUCAUGAGCGAAUCAGUCAAUCAUACACCAGGCUUCAUGAAGGCGGCUGGAACGGAGGACGCUUUUAAUCGGGCUUUAAACGUCGCAAAAGGUUUGGCAGGCGCCGGCCUCAACGUGCUGACUAACGCGACCAUCCGCAAGGCCGUUAAAGAUGCCUAUGACCGCGACAUCACAGAGAAGGCCCAGGCACAUAUCCGUGAUUAUAGCACUGAACUUCCAAGUAGGGAUAGAAUCGCCCAGAUGCUAGAAUCUUCCAUACCGCAUCUCCGGCCUACGUAUGAAGCCGGGGUUGUUAGUACACAUGAAGCAAUCGGUGCCCUUAUGGCUGCCGACGCCUUCUCUCUAUAA